UGUCACACAUCUGGCAGGUUGAACCAGUGCAAAGCUGAAAGCCUGGGUGGAUAAAAUAAGAUCUCUACCAUGGUGAACAGUAGACGGAAUGGAUCCCGUGCUAAUGGAAAUGCUGGUCAAGGAGGGGUUCAAGCACAGCAACAGAAGCAACGCAAGCGGCAACCUGUUAAGGCUCUGAGGGAAGCAGCCAUCUUUGCUAAAGAAUCAGGCAGUGCCUCUGACACAUCACACGACAAAGUGACUUUAGCCCAGGCUCGCCGUGGCACUCCAGCCCAUCGGCCUGUACGAGUGUAUGCCGAUGGAAUCUUUGACCUCUUCCACUCCGGUCACGCACGGGCUUUGAUGCAGGCCAAGAAUUUGUUCCCAAACACACAACUGAUUGUUGGCGUUUGCAGUGAUGCCCUGACACACAAGUAUAAAGGCUACACGGUGAUGACAGAGGACGAGCGUUAUGAAGCCCUUAUACACUGUCGCUAUGUGGAUGAGGUCAUCCGUGAUGCUCCAUGGUCCCUUAGUCCUGAAUUCCUUAAGAAACAUUGGAUUGACUUUGUGGCACAUGAUGAUAUCCCAUAUACCUCUGCUGGAUCAGAAGACGUCUACAAACAUAUCAAAGAAGCAGGAAUGUUUGUGGCCACUCAAAGAACGGAAGGAAUUUCUACCUCUGACCUCAUCACACGCAUUGUUCGAGACUAUGAUGUUUAUGUCAGACGCAACCUGCAGAGAGGUUACACAGCACGGGAACUAAACGUUGGUUUCAUCAAUGAGAAGAAGUACCGUCUGCAGCAGCAAGUGGAUAAAAUGAAGGAGACCGUGAGGACGGUGGAGGAGAAGUCCAAACAUUUAGUGCACCGUGUUGAGGAAAAGAGCCAUGACCUCAUACUCAAAUGGGAGGAGAAAUCUCGCGAGUUCAUCGGAAACUUCCUUGAGCUGUUUGGUCCAGAUAAAGCCUGGCACAUGAUUCAGGAGCGAAGUGGGCGUGUUCUCCAGGCUCUGUCCCCCUACCAGACUCCAGGUACGUCUCCAAGCUCCAGCCCCACCAGAGAGCGCUCUACAUCACCCAUUUCUCACUGGCCUAUCCUCCACUUCCGCUCACAACCAACCAAUGAUGUCUCCGUCAGCAGCAGCGAGGGUGACGAGGACAAAAAGUAGAUGAAUGCUGUGUUUCACACACACUUGUUCUUGUUUACUGUACUCAUGCAAUAAAAUGCCUCAUAUUUGAGAUUUACAAUGGCAUGCUGCUCAAAGAUCCAAAUUGACUUAAUAAUUUUUCAACAAGCCAUGUAAAUUUCAAAAAGCCAUGAUUUGUAUUUACUGCCAGUUGUGGAAAACAAAAACAGAACUGAACACUUAAUAACUUGUCUGUCAACUUAACCCACUAAUUAAACAAACAAAAAACAAAAAUGAUGGUUUCUUUUUUUUUUUUUUUUUGGACAUUGUAUUGAGUAGUGCCAUAGUAUUCCAUGGUAAAUAAAUAUAGAAAUCAUUUAGAAACAUGGUUUUACUAUCAGAAUUCUUCUGCUGAAUUUAAAAACUAUUUUAUAAAUAAUAAAAUAAAAUACAAAAUCAUGCAAUAAACUGUACUUUAUGACCGUC
This is a messenger RNA of Myxocyprinus asiaticus (Chinese sucker), 1593 nucleotides long. Its product is annotated as choline-phosphate cytidylyltransferase B-like. Bases 70 to 1149 code for a protein of 359 amino acids. The transcript has 8 exons. Lineage: Eukaryota; Metazoa; Chordata; Actinopteri; Cypriniformes; Catostomidae. Gene Ontology annotation, biological process: CDP-choline pathway. Gene Ontology annotation, molecular function: phosphatidylcholine binding; choline-phosphate cytidylyltransferase activity. The record is from RefSeq and is a predicted model, not a curated record.